This is a messenger RNA of Mauremys mutica (yellowpond turtle), 6973 nucleotides long. It is a transcript of the gene ASAP1, whose product is annotated as ArfGAP with SH3 domain, ankyrin repeat and PH domain 1. Gene Ontology annotation, cellular component: cytoplasm. The transcript has 31 exons. Gene Ontology annotation, biological process: positive regulation of GTPase activity. NCBI's taxonomy places the organism in Eukaryota, Metazoa, Chordata, Testudines, Geoemydidae. Bases 274 to 3720 code for a protein of 1148 amino acids. The record is from RefSeq and is a predicted model, not a curated record. Gene Ontology annotation, molecular function: GTPase activator activity; protein binding.
AGUUGUAGUGCCUGUGUGUCCUCACCGCUCAGGACAUUUAUGGAUGGAAAUCAAAACUUUUAGUCUCCUGAAGUCUGUGGACUACUGUACCUUGGAUUUUAUUUUUUUUUAACUGGAAAUAACAACUGAAGAAACAUGGUUUCUUUCAGCGGCCCAUGGGAAAGGAUGUUUUAGCCUAAAAUGGAAUAAUGGCCAUAGGUUUGAGGAACAAGUUUGGAAUGGGAAUUCAAACUGCACAAGUUCUGGUAGUUUUCUUGUGGUGACAGAUGAGACAUGAGAUCUUCAGCCUCCAGGCUUUCAAGUUUUUCUUCAAGAGAUUCAUUAUGGAAUCGGAUCAUGCCGGACCAGAUCACCGUGCCCGAGUUCAUCGCGGAGACCACGGAGGAUUACAACUCUCCGACCACCUCCAGCUUCACCACCCGGCUGCAGAACUGCAGGAACACGGUCACGCUGCUGGAGGAGGCAUUGGAUCAAGACAGAACUGCACUACAGAAAGUGAAAAAGUCUGUAAAAGCAAUAUAUAAUUCUGGGCAAGAUCAUGUUCAAAAUGAAGAGAACUAUGCACAAGUAUUAGAUAAAUUUGGAAGUAAUUUUUUAAGUCGGGAUAACCCAGAUCUUGGCACUGCUUUUGUUAAAUUUUCAACACUUACUAAGGAAUUAUCAACGCUGCUGAAAAACCUGCUCCAGGGCUUAAGCCACAAUGUUAUCUUCACAUUGGAUUCUCUCUUAAAAGGAGACUUGAAAGGAGUUAAAGGGGAUCUUAAAAAGCCUUUUGACAAAGCCUGGAAGGAUUAUGAGACCAAAUUCACAAAAAUUGAAAAGGAAAAAAGAGAACAUGCAAAACAGCACGGGAUGAUAAGAACAGAGAUAACAGGAGCUGAGAUAGCAGAAGAAAUGGAGAAGGAAAGGCGACUAUUUCAGCUGCAGAUGUGCGAAUAUCUCAUUAAGGUUAAUGAAAUCAAGACAAAAAAAGGUGUGGACCUUCUACAGAAUCUUAUUAAGUAUUAUCAUGCACAGUGCAAUUUCUUCCAAGAUGGCUUGAAAACUGCUGAUAAAUUGAAACAGUAUAUUGAAAAGUUGGCUGCUGAUUUAUAUAAUAUAAAGCAGACACAAGAUGAAGAAAAGAAACAGCUUACUGCACUCCGAGACUUGAUAAAAUCCUCUUUACAGCUUGAUCAGAAAGAGGAUUCCCAGAGCAGGCAAGGAGGAUAUAGUAUGCAUCAGCUUCAGGGAAAUAAAGAGUAUGGAAGUGAGAAGAAGGGUUAUCUCUUAAAGAAGAGUGAUGGGCUAAGGAAAGUGUGGCAGAGAAGAAAGUGCACUGUCAAAAAUGGAAUUCUUACCAUAUCACAUGCAACAUCCAACAGGCAACCUGCCAAACUGAAUUUACUAACCUGCCAAGUGAAGCCAAAUGCAGAAGAUAAGAAGUCUUUUGAUCUGAUAUCACAUAACAGAACAUACCACUUUCAGGCGGAGGAUGAGCAAGAGUAUAUAGCAUGGAUAUCAGUAUUGACUAACAGUAAAGAAGAAGCAUUAAACAUGGCAUUCCGCGGAGAGCAGAGCACGGGGGAAAACAGUUUAGAGGAUCUAACAAAAGCCAUUAUUGAUGAUAUACAGAGAUUACCCGGAAAUGAAGUCUGUUGUGAUUGUGGAUCACCAGAUCCAACGUGGCUGUCAACGAACCUGGGCAUUUUAACCUGUAUAGAGUGUUCUGGAAUACACAGGGAAAUGGGUGUUCAUAUUUCUCGAAUCCAGUCUUUGGAACUAGACAAAUUGGGAACGUCUGAACUCUUGCUGGCCAAGAAUGUAGGAAAUAAUUGUUUUAAUGAUAUAAUGGAAGGGAGUUUACCUAGUCCUUCACCCAAGCCCACUCCAUCAAGUGAUAUGACUGCACGUAAAGAAUAUAUCACUGCUAAGUAUGUAGAUCAUAAGUUUUCUAGAAAGACUUGUGCAUCUGCAGCAGCUAAACUGAAUGAACUACUUGAGGCUGUCAGAUCCAGGGAUUUACUUGCACUAAUUCAAGUCUAUGCAGAGGGGGUAGAGCUAAUGGAGCCACUGUUAGAGCCUGGACAGGAGCCAGGUGAAACAGCACUUCAUUUAGCAGUCCGGACUGCUGAUCCAACCUCUCUUCAUCUGGUUGACUUCCUUGUACAAAACUGUGGAAACCUGGAUAAACAAACUGCAUUGGGGAAUACAGUUCUACACUACUGCAGUAUAUAUAAUAAACCUGAAUGUUUGAAAUUGCUUUUGAGAGGCAAGCCAACUAUUGAUAUAGUAAACCAAGCUGGAGAGACAGCUCUGGACAUAGCAAAGAGACUGAAAGCUACUCAGUGUGAAGAACUGCUUUCCCAAGCCAAGACAGGGAAGCUAAAUCCACAUGUACAUGUAGAGUAUGAGUGGAACCUUCGGCAGGAAGAAAUUGAUGAAAGUGAUGAUGAUUUAGAUGACAAGCCUAGUCCGAUAAAGAAAGAACGUUCUCCAAGACCCCAGAGCUUUUGUCACUCUUCCAGUCUUUCCCCCCAAGACAAAAUGACUCUGCCAGGAUUUAGCACUCCUAGAGACAAACAAAGACUGUCCUACGGAGCCUUUACAAAUCAGAUUUUUGUCUCUACAAGCACAGAUUCUCCAGCUUCUCCAACAGCAGAUGCUCCUCCUCUCCCUCCUAGAAAUGCUGGCAAAGUACGCGUCCUACCAUUAACUGGAAUACUGGUUCUGCCAUAUCUCUCAUGCAGUGGUCCACCUUCAACCCUUCCUCUAAGCACUCAACCCUCCAGUGGCAGUUCCACUCUUUCCAAGAAGAGACCACCUCCCCCACCCCCUGGACAUAAAAGAACCCUCUCUGACCCACCAAGCCCACUACCUCAUGGACCUCAGAAUAAGGGCCCAAUUCCUUGGGGUAAUGAUUUGGGUCCACCCUCAACUAAGACUGCAAACAAGUUUGAGGGAAUGUCUCAGCAGUCAAGCACAGGGACUGCAAAGACUGCACUUGGCCCAAGAGUUCUUCCUAAACUACCUCAAAAAGUGGCACUAAGAAAAAUAGAAACCAGUCAUCAUCUUUCAAUAGAUAGAUCUAAUCAACACCUGGAAAUCUUUCAGAAGUCUUCACAGUCAUUCGAUCUGCCACAGAAACCACAACCUGGAGACUUGCCCCCAAAGCCUCAGCCUGUGGAACUCGCCCAGAAACCUCUAGUUGGAGAACUACCCCCAAAACCAGGAGAACUACCCCCAAAACCUCAGCUAGGAGAUUUGCCACCAAAACCACAACUUGGAGACUUACCGCCAAAGCCACACAUGAAGGACCUUCCUCCAAAACCUCAGCUAGGAGAGGUAUUGGCUAAAACUCAAGCUGGAGAAUCAUCACCAAAGCCUCAGCCCUCAGAGGCAAAUCAGAAAUCUCACUCCAUAGAUCUUUCUCCAAAUGUACACUCUAGAGAUACCGUCCAAAAGCAAGUAUCUGAAGAUUCUAAUGAUGUGACGCAUACCCUGCCAGAGACCCCAGUGCCGCUUCCCAGGAAAAUAAAUAUGGGGAAAAACAAAGUUAAGAGAGUGAAGACCAUUUACGACUGUCAAGCAGACAAUGAUGAUGAGCUUACAUUUGUUGAAGGAGAAAUAAUUAUAGUAACUGGUGAAGAGGACCAAGAGUGGUGGAUUGGCCAUGUCGAAGGACAGCCAGAGAGGAAAGGAGUCUUCCCGGUGUCCUUUGUGCACAUUUUGUCAGAUUAAUCAAAUUCAAAACUUGAGCAUUGCACAUCCUUCAUGCAAGACAGGCUUUUUAGCAAAAGCUAACGGCUGCUGCCUCCCUGUAAUCCUGUGCACAAUUGUAUAUAUAGCUGCUGUUACAAAAUAAGAAUUCAUUUAAGGUUCACCUCAUGAGGUGAAUUAUAUGUAUUGUAAAUAUACUGUGUUAUUCUGCCUUUGCCAGUAUUAUGGUAGCCUUGGAACCUGGCAUGCCUUAUUGGGUUUGCUGAAGCCAUCCUUGGCAUCUAGCACUUACAUCUCUGUCUAUGCUGUUAAAAAUGUGUAUCAACUGCCAGCUUUCCAAACAUAGGUUUCCAUCAACCAGUAACUUUGUAGAAAUGACUGUUCCUAAGAACUCAGUAUUCUCAAUUAUAUAAUUAGCAGAGUUAAGAUUCUGUUUUCAAAGUGAAUGGUUUUGGCCCACUUAAAAACAAUCUACAACUAAGAGUACACAGUUUACAGCUAUGAAGCCCACUUCGGUAUUGAUUAAAGAAAGUGCUCAGUUAAAUUUAAGUUUGAAAGCAAAAGGAAUAUUCACUGACUUUACAGAAAAGCAGUAGCAUUUUAUGGUGUGCACACAGCAUUUCAUGUUUAUAUUAUGUGGACUUAUGCCAAACUCUGAUUGCAGUUUCCCUGUGAUAUUACCUCACUUUAAGACAGUUACAAAUUACUUCCAUCUGAAAAUUUAUUUUGAUAAAAAUUAGUCAUACUGUCUUUCCUUAUAUGUAUGUGAAAUUUGCUGAAGGUUUUUCACUGAAUUUUUAGUAACCAAGGACUUCUAGAAAAUAUUACACUGUUUAUAUUAUGCAUGCAUUUAAAACAGUGAUUCUCAACCUGUUUAUCAUUGUGGGCCGCAUAUGUGGCCCAAAAUGUGUUAUCUGGGCCGCAGGUUGAGAACCACAGCACUCCCCACAGACCCACUGCCACCUGCUCAGAGACCCCUCCACAGAGUGGGGCUAGGAGUGGAGUCCUGGGCAGGGGGCCAGGUGGCAGGGACCCCAGACCUUGCUGUGCGGACCUGGGCAGUGCAUGGCCGGGUGGCUGGGCAGACAGGCAACAGCCCAGACCCCAAACCCAUGGGGUAGCCCCCGGAUCCCAGAACCCCUGGGGUCAGCCUGUAGCCCUGGAGUUUGUAGGGCUGGGCAGCAGCUCCGGAUCCAGGACUCUGCAGGGCCAGCCGGCAGCCCUUGUUCCCAGACUGUACGGGGCUGGUCAGCAGCCCCGGAUCCCUGCCACACAAAACUGGCCAGUGAUGUCCACCCCGCCCAGGCCGAGCAGCCCAGACUCUGCCACACUGGGCGGCCAGGCAGCCGGGAACCCCGGCCCAGCGGCCUUUAGCACACAGCUGGGCCGCAGCUGUGUGCUGAUUGGGCCGCCUGCAGGUUGAGAACCACUGAUUUAGAAUCUUACUUGAAAACUGUCUUUGUACAGGAAUAGUACUGUAGUCACAUAGCUAAGUUGGAACAAAAGAACAUUUUAAUUUGAUAACUAUUCAGAUUGAAAUGUGAGCUUGCAACAGUAUUUAUUUAUAGCUAAUUGGCUCUCUUUGAAAAUCACUUAUUUUUAAAAAAGUCUUCAGCUUUGCUGAAGGUUAUAAUUAACGAGUGUAAAAUUUCCUCAGUGUUACUGUCUGGAUAAAUUUAAACUAUUACAGUAUAAAAAAUUGUUUAGAAUAUCAGAGUGAAAGGUUGACCUUUCAUGCAGUUUGUCAGGCUAUUAAUUAUAGAAACUAAUCACUAGUAUCAAGUUGUAUAUUAACUGUCUUCAUUAAACUAUCUUUGUAUUUCAUAGUCUUAACUCCAAGCACCAGCCAACAAACACAUUACCAUAAAAUUAAUUUCUAAUAAGUCUUUGGAAGAAUGCGUUUGACUUCUGGUAGCGUCAAAGUUGUUAUAAAUUGCAUUAGUGAAAAACACAUUCCUUGCAGUUAAUUCACUUAGUCUCCUUUUUUUCUAAUCACAACAUUUAAUGUAUUAUUAAAAACAUUAAUUUACUUCAUUUUCUAUAUCAUUUUUAAUUUUGGAACCGAAUAAAAUUGUUAUUGUCUGUGAUCAGAUAACUGUAUUGAUCAGGUUCUAUGAUUUUCAUAUGUAGGACUGGUAUUGUAUUGCUUAAAAUGUUACUUUGGCAACAGUACAUAUUACUAAUAUUUUACAGCAGACAGUCUUGGCUACAUAGGACUAUUUUUCAUUUUAUAAAAGCACAACUCAAAAAAACCUUCUGAAAGUUUUCAUUUUUAAUGCAGUUUUACAAGGCUGUAGUCAGUGAAUAUUUAAUUGUAUUUAUAUGGUUAUGAGAACUUUAAAUAUCAAAUAAACCUUGCAUGAAAAAAUAUUCCAAAAUAUUUAUCAACUGUUACUGGAAAGUGGCUUUUAAACUAUUGCUUUAUCAGUGUCAUGACAAAAGUGUAUUAAAAAACAAAUACACCGGUGAGUGAGCCUGCUCACAUCUAAUCCACAGUGUUAUCAGUUUCAGUAUUUCAGACUUGUACUGUUUUUUUAUGGAAAGCAGUCAGGACCUGAGUUUAUUUAGCAUUCCAUUUUAUCCAUUAAUACAAUGUUUUAAGUUGCAUUAAAGAAGGAAAAACUAUUCACUUUUGUGGUCAAGUGUAUUUUUAAGUGAUCUCAAAAUAAUCUGGUAAAAGCUAAACACAUAAGGAAAACCUAGACAUGUAAAAUGAUGUAGAAGCAAAUGUCUAUUCUUUUGUACACUCUCUGCAGUAGUAUACAUAGGCAUUGUUAAAAUGAGAUUAGUUCCAUCAGGAACAAGAGUUCUGUUUGUUCUGGCUUAUUGUGGGUCAUAGGAAAUCUAAAAUUCAUUGUGUGUUAUAUUGAUUGAGUUUAAGUACAAUAUAUUUAAACUCAAUGAGCCACUAUCUGCAAUUUUGUACAUGAAAUAGUAUUUGGAAAGUUUAGAUCUUUAUAGACAAAUAGCUAGUAAUUAGUUUUUUUCCCUGGGAUGAGGAUGUUCUGCAAAUGAUGUCUUAUUUUACUGUUGAACAGCAAUUGCUAUUUAUUUUUUUAUUACAUAAUACAUCAACAUGUUGUAUAGAAAUCAGAUUUGGUAGUGCCAGUAGUUAAAAUUUUGACUUCUCAUUUGAAUGUUAAGAUCAAACAUCAGUACACUUGUCUAUUCACAUGUAUUUAAAUGUGACAGUUUUUGAGUACUGUAUGUGUUAAUUUCUACUUUUUUAAUAUUUAAAAUUGCUUUGAAAUAAAUGUAUUCAGUUGAUCCCAGA